AUGAAAAAGAACAAAUGGGUGCCGCUGCUCGGCAUCGCGGCUCUGCUGUCGGUGAAUGGCGCAUGCUGCAAAAGCAAAUCGCCGCGAAUCGAUGUGAAAAAAUAUACGGAAUCGGCGGCGCGGCAAACGGCCGGACUGUAUGACAAACUGAUGGCUACCGGCGAACGCAAAUCCCCGCAAAAUUUCCAGAACGGGGUGAACCGUUACUGCGCUUAUGAAGGGUGGAUCAGCGGUUUCUUCCCGUGGAAAACGCGCGCGUCGGAACAGACCGAACGACUCGAACGGAUCAAAAACCUGACUUCGGAUCACGACAUCGGAUUCCGAAUGGGAUGCAGUUACGGCAACGGUUACCGAAUCACCGGCGAUCCGGCAUACCGGGACGUGCUGAUUCAGUCGGCGCGUUCGCUGGCGACGCGGUUUCAACCCGAGGCCGGCGUGAUUAUGUCGUGGAACCCGAACAAACGCUGGAAAUGCCCGGUUAUCAUCGAUAACAUGAUGAAUCUCGAACUGCUGUUCAACGCUGCGAUUUACAGCGGCGAUUCGAGUUUUUAUAAAAUUGCGGUGUCGCAUGCCGAUAAAACGCUCGAAAACCACUACCGCGCCGACCACAGCUCUUUUCACGUCGUCGACUACGAUCCGCAGACGGGAGCCGUGCGGAUGAAAAAUACGGCGCAGGGAUAUGCCGACGGUUCGGCCUGGGCGCGCGGACAGGCAUGGGGACUAUACGGAUUCGUGAUCUGCUACCGGUUCACCGGAGACGAACACAUGAUCCCCUAUUGGGAUUUCGACGCUCCGAACAUUCCGGACGAACCGCGCGACGCUUCGGCCGGAGCCAUCGCCGCUUCGGCUCUGUACGAACUCGCUUUGUACAGCGACCCGAAGUAUGCCGACGCGGCCGACCGGAUGCUGGCUUCGCUCUCAUCGGACAGUUAUACGGCCCCUGUCGGGGAAAACGGAAAUUUUAUCCUGAUGCAUUCGGUGGGUAGCAAACCGGCAAAUUCGGAGGUAGAUGUUCCGAUCGUUUAUGCUGAUUAUUAUUAUCUUGAAGCGAUUUACCGACACCGGCAGUUCAAGAAGUUGAAAAAGCAUUUAUGGGACGGGCGCCUACCUGCUUUGGGGAAAUAA
Messenger RNA from Mycena citricolor, 1125 nucleotides. The record is from the annotation of a GenBank genome assembly. Lineage: Eukaryota; Fungi; Basidiomycota; Agaricomycetes; Agaricales; Mycenaceae.